GCGCUAAAGUGCAUCAACACCAUGGCGAAAGCGACGUCAAGCGUGUGAAUAAAUUUUUGUUUUCUACGUGAUAAUGUUGUUAUCCGCUUGUUUGUAAGUUGAAAGACUCGAAAUAAACUAACUUACAGUGUCUACAUAUUGUCUAGUGUAAAUAUUGAACAUUAAAAGUUGGAAGUUUUGUGUGUGAAGUUGUAACGAACUCUCGGAUCACUUUGGAGUUCAGGUGUCAACGAGGAUGAUAUUCUCCUCAUAUACGGCACCAUUCAGCUAAGAUUUAAAGAUAAUAACAAAGCAGAUAGACAAGACACAAACAGCAAAAUGCAGCGGCAUUAAGCUGCUACAUAGGUGGUGUCUCGCCAUGCAGCGCGCGGGUGGGAGAAGGGCCUGUGCGCCAUGAGCCACACUCCUAUAGGCGGCCACCCGCAAGGUUGGGAGCACAAGCUUGCCGACAGGUCGUCGCUGCCGCCGGCUUCUGGGGAGGAAAAGAGCAAAUCUCAGUCCAAAUAUGUGUUCGCACAACCACAUCUGUCCAAAGUCAGUAUGGCGUGGCGCGAGCAGACGGAGGGUUCGUCUGGGAGCUCUGCGCGCUCGCCCGCCUCGCCGCCCUACAUGCGCUGGGCGCGCAGUCUGCACGAGUUGCUCGAGGACGCGGAAGGAGUGCGUCUAUUCCGCAAGUACGUGGGCGGCGCGGGCGGGCUGCACGUGGACCGGCUCAACUUCUACUUCGCGGUGCAGGGCCUGCGCCAGGAGUGCGACCCCAACAAGAUACGCCAGGUCGUCUCCGCUAUAUACAAAUUCCUCCGCAAGUCUCAGCUAGCGAUGCCAGAGGAGCUGAAGCAGCACGUCAAGCAGAGCCUCAAGGAUGGCGCCAACAUCGAGAAGACUAUAUUCGACAAUAUGGAACAAGAGGUGACGCGCGCGAUCACGGAGACGACGUACCAGUCGUUCCUGCGGUCGGACGCGUACGUGUCGUACGUCAGCGCCGCCACGCAGCCGCUGUCCUCGCCAGACGCCUCGCCGCCGCAUCCGCCUAGAGAGGGUGCAGUAGGAGGCCUAGCGACGCUCCACGAAGGCCAGGAGCUCGGCACGGGCGGCGCCCCCGCGCGACUCACGCACGACGCGCUGCUCGCCACGCAGUCGCGUCGCCUGCACUCCGACGUCGCUCCGCACCGCAAGCGGUCAGUGUACAGUGCGCACGUGUCGUACGCGGGCUACUGUCCCGCGUCGCGCCAGGACUCGGAGCGCGCGAGCCUCAGCAGCGGCCGCACCGACUCCGAUGCCGUCUCGCUGUCCGGCAGCAGUGUCGAUGGCAUGUCCGCGCGGAACGUCCGCGAGUCUCGCGAGUCGCGACAUCGACCGCGCCUGCACGGGCUCGACCGUCACGCUGUCAUCAAUAAGGAGCAGGAUACUGCUAUGAUGAUCCCGCGCACGGGUCGCGUGCAAGCGGAACAACUACGUGUGCUGCCGCCGGCGGAGUUCGCGCCGCUACUCAUAGAGAAGUUGGAGCGACUGCGCCGUGACCAGGAGACUAAGGAGCGGCUAGAAAGACGCCUUGCUGAGGGUGACGGCGAGGAGGCGUCGAGUCAGGCGCUGCCGCCGCAGCUGGUGGCGGCUGCCAUACGAGAGAAGUUGCAGCUUGAUGACGACAACGAUCAAGAUAUACUCGACCAGCACGUCUCUCGGGUGUGGUCAGAACGCACCCCUGGAGCUUCCCCACCAGGCGGGCGACGUGCACGUGCGCGUCACCACCCCGCGCACGCCGCGCACGCCGCGCACGCUGCACACGCCGCACACGGCGCGAGGCGAGCCCCGUCCGCGCUGUCGGCGGACUCGGGACAUUAUGACGCGCCGCCUGACUCGCUGCAUCACCCGCACUCGCUUACGCGCAGAUCAUUCUCUAAGAAGACCGUCACCGAGUUGACCGACAGUGGAGUCUCCGUAGUAUCAGAAGGCGGCGUGGAGCCGCGCAUCCUGCUGUGGAUGGCGGAGGGCGAGCGUCUCGAGCGCAGGCACGAGCGAGCCUCCUCCGCCGACCGCGACGACCUGCGCCGCAAGGAUAAGCAGACGAGGGCUACACGUGGCAGCGGCAGCAAGUCGUCGUCGGCGUCGGGCGGCGCGGAGCACACGGUGGUGGUGGUGUCGUUCCUGGACGAGCCGCUGCCCUACCGCCUGCGCGUGCCCGCCGCGCCGCUCACGCUGCGCACCUUCAAGGACUACCUGCCCAGGAAGGGCAACUAUAGAUAUUUCUUCAAAACCAACUGCGCGGAUUUAGACACGGUGAUCCAAGAGGAGGUGAGCAGCGACUCCGACACGCUGCCCAUGUUCGAGGGGAAGGUCAUGGCCCGCGUCAAGAGCAUCGACUAGACGCAGCCCACACUCACGCACACUGGGACAACUGACCUCAUCUUACUACGUACGGAGCAUAUAAACCUACUUCAAUCUACGUAUGGACACCACAUGAACCUAACACAGAAAUGUCAAAUUUCUUCAAUAGAUUUUCAACCUUAUCACAAUAAGUGGAAGGUUAAUGUUCGAUUGGUAAAAAUGUACAGAUUCCGGUAGGUUUAUCUACCGGCGUCUGUACAUAGUUACAUCUUUGAAAAAACUGUUCAGCUGUAGAUUAGCUAAAUGUCAUUUAAUGAAUAAUUGUUUUAUUAGGUUAACGUGAAUAGUCUGUCAAAAUAUCGAUAAUGUUGCUAAAAAUGGUAUGAGAUUCUAGUUUGCGAUUUGGUAAACGAGAUCAAGUAAGACUCGUAAUACUGUCGAAGUAUGAGUAGGAUCGAAUUUUCUGUCUUGAAAACAAUUUGUAGUACAUUUUACAUAACAUUUGUAUAACAUUUUAUUUCUACUUUUCUGUAGAACGAAGCUUUACCCAGUUAAAAUUGAUGUAACCUAGUCGAUUUCCCAUUCUUAUUUUGUUUGGCAUAUUAUCGAUUUUGUAUUCCGAUAAAAUCACUCUUACUUAAUCGAUUCGAUAGAAAAGUAUGCUUUUCACUUUGUUAACCAAUACAACUUCAAAAACUUAUGUUUAAAAACUACCUGGCGUUGUGAAAGGUGUUUACAAUAAGAAGUGUGUAUAAUAUCGAUACAAAUCAUAUCGAUUAUAUUUUAAAUUAAUAUCGAUUAUAAAAGAUGUCAGUCAGUGUUCCAGUGUGCAGCGAGAGUGACGCCAGUGAGUACGCGUCGCCCUGUCACACGUGUGCACUAUUGUUAAUGUUAGCCAUUGAAUUUCAUUUUAUUAUAAACAAUAUAAGUUAAGUUAUCCGAAUCAGAUAAUAAACUUGUAAUAACUGUACAGCGACGGCAGGGCGGCUAUAGAAUAUUAAAUAAAUUAUUUAUUUUAAUAAACGUUACGAUAAGUCUAAUCGUAAUAGGUAUAACUGCGCGACAUUGUAUAAAUUCUGUUCCUCAUUGACUCUUUAAGCUUUUUUUAAUUAAUUUUAAUUAUUUUUUUACUACGAGCUAGUUGAGUACGCUUACUAUUGUACGAUAUUUUUUUAAAUCGCAAAUUGACGGUAUGCAAACAUUUUUUUUAUAUUCCUAGUGUUACAUGAAUGACUGCUUAGUUUGUAUAUUUUUAAAUUAAAAUUUUAGAUGUAAAAUGACGUGUUCUGUUUAAAUAUAAAAUAUAGUUUCGUUAAAAUUGGAGAUUCGUUAUUUGUGAUGGGAGUAUGAAAUAUUACCGAAAUGGCGCCAAGUGUGCUGGUGAUUCGCUCAUUCGUUAUCAUUUAAUAUAAAGUACAAUUAAUUUAAAAACUACGUGUAAAAUCGAAAAUAGCGAUUUAUCGAAUCGAAAUGUUGUUCAUUACAUGUAUGAAACGCCAAUCCCCAGCAUAGUUUCUGCCAUUUUGCCGUUCAAUUCAAAAUUAUUGACAAAACUAUCGUACGCACGACGGGAUCUCAAUCAAAUAUCAAUGUAAUGAAUUAAACUGCACUUUUAAGUGGAGACAUGUUUUUAUAUAAAUAAUUUCCGUUCCGCAGCUGUGAAUAGAACUAAUUAGCGAAAUAGUUUGUAAGAAUAAAUUUAUGUUUAUUCUGUAACGUGACCGGUCUUAGCCGGCUCAGUGGUAAGCACAGUUGAUGUCUUUUAGUAUCUUUUGAACCUUUUUUACCUACUUAAUCUGAUUAGUAAUAGAGGUUGCUUUCAUACUACGUUCUUCAUAAAACCGAGAGUGAAAUCGAUCCCUAUUAUUGUCAAUGUAACUCAUAAGGCUGCUAUUAGUCUUCUUGUAUCCUUCCAAUUUCCUAUAACGUUAGUUCAACUGUGUCGGCGACUGGGCCAAAGUACUUGCUAUACUAUCAUUGCCAGACUGAGUUUCCCUAAGUCAACUUCAGUUAUAUUAACUAGUCUACGCCUGCGUUGCACGAAACUUUACCACCGAACUAAUAUUACGAAAUUGUCCCAUGUUUAUCUACUUUUAACAAUAAAUAUAAAUAAUGUUAGAACAAACAGUUGGCGGCGAGUGUCGUGCGACGCGGAUGGUUCGAUACCAGUACUUAUUUCGCAUAUUGUAUAAUAUUGUGUAAGUUAGCAUGUCACGUCCGGUCCAUUAUGUACCAACAGUCCAGCUUGUAUUGUUUGUCCAAACUUCUUGCAAAACUCACUGAUGUUAUGUGACAUACUAAUUAUACCCACAAUUAUCCCACAUUGGAAUAAUAUUUAAAUUAAUUUCACCAUUCAACCUUUUUUUACAAAGUUUCGACAGACGAUAUAACUUGCAGUGUUGCCAUGUAAAAUAGAAGUACAGAGGAAUGUUGCCAGCGGAGAGUGCACCUAAUGUUUGCACAUAUAUGACGAGAAUCGGGUGCGGAAUCAUGUGCCUUCAAUGUUGAUAAAAAUUUUCAUAGUUGAUGCUUCUAAUUAGUUGUAAGUUAACACAUUGUAAAUAUAGAAGUAACGCUACGAUCGUUUCGAACUCUUUAUUUUUUAUUAAUUUAAUUAAACAAAUCAUUUUUUUAUUUAUUGCCUAAGGUUGCGUUGUGACGCCUACCAUCAAACACAAAAUAUCACGAUUGUGUAACUCACGCUUUAGAUGAUCACGUCAUUCAGCUUAGAAUAUGCGUUGUUUAAAAAUAUUGAUAGGAAUCCAAAAUGCCAUUAAUUCGGCUUUUAGACGUCGCUCAAAUUUAUAAUUUUGUGUUGUUACAACACAACAUUGUUUUAUCACUGCCAGUGUCUUUUCCAUUUAUUUGUAAGUAAAACCUUGCCAAUUCGUCUAAAGCCCUAGGUUCGUGUAUAUUGCGGCUCGGUGUAACUUCACAUCUUUACUGUUUUUUGUAAAUAAAUCGUUAUAUUUUAUGUUUGAUGCGCAGUACAUUUUUGUAAUGCCCAGUAAUAUGAACAUAGACCGCGCGAUGCCCGGCCAUUUGACAAUAUGACUGUAUAAAUAGAUGAAUUACUAUAUCGUUUUUAAAUUAUAUUAUACGAGGCACUUUCGAUGUAAAAGUACCUUUGUACUACCAAAAAGGUCCAACAGAGGCAUAUCUGUGCGUGUCGUCUUCAAUAUGCAUCGAUUACUGUCGAUACAUACACAGGAAAGAUGAUCGAUUCGAAUUGUUAUAUAAUUCGAUACCUACAGAACUAAGCCAAGGGCUCAAAACUAUAUCGGUUAAAUAAAAUGCUUGUUAAAAUUGUAAAAAAUAUAAUGUUUUCCAAUUUAGAGUGUACGAAUGUGAAGAUAAACGAUUUGUAAUAAAAGCUAAGUAUUAAUUUCAUCAACGAUACGACACACGGCCGCCUGUUCGUCAGCGGUCGAUGGUUAAUAGUAAAAGAAUUUCACUAAUCUGACUGUAUUAUUUUUUUAUCUAGCACAUGUAACAUUUAAAAAUAAACUGGAACUGUGCCAUAUG
Helicoverpa zea (corn earworm) is the source of this 5850-nucleotide messenger RNA. RefSeq names its product axin (gene Axn). Bases 394 to 2364 code for a protein of 656 amino acids. Gene Ontology annotation, biological process: negative regulation of canonical Wnt signaling pathway. The record is from RefSeq and is a predicted model, not a curated record. NCBI's taxonomy places the organism in Eukaryota, Metazoa, Arthropoda, Insecta, Lepidoptera, Noctuidae. The transcript is spliced from 18 exons.